AUGUAUCAAGAUAGAAAAACAACAAUACUCCAAUCAGAAUUUGGAAGAAAUGUUGAUAAAUUUAGAAUAUUAUUUUUAAUUGUUUUUAUGUGGUUGGUUGUAGGAUUUGUAGGUGGAAUACCACAUAAAAUAACUUAUGAUAAACGAUCGUUAAUUAUCGAUGGACAACGUGUAUUGCUGAUAAGUGGAUCGGUUCAUUAUCCAAGAAGUACACCCUCGAUGUGGAGACCGAUAUUGCAGCAAACAAAGGCUGCUGGUAUCAACUUGAUUGAUACCUAUGUUUUUUGGGAUGUUCACGAACCGCAGAAAGGUGUCUUCAAUUUCGAAGGAAAUGCAGAUAUAUCGCAUUUCUUGGAUAUCUGCAAAGACUUGGGAUUGUACGUUAAUCUACGUAUUGGACCUUAUGUAAGAGAUAACAAUGCAAUUGCAAAUUGA
This is a messenger RNA of Heterostelium album PN500, 435 nucleotides long. RefSeq lists its product as uncharacterized. Lineage: Eukaryota; Evosea; Eumycetozoa; Acytosteliales; Acytosteliaceae. The record is from RefSeq and is a predicted model, not a curated record. Bases 1 to 435 code for a protein of 144 amino acids. Gene Ontology annotation, cellular component: cell wall; vacuole. The transcript has a single exon. Gene Ontology annotation, biological process: carbohydrate metabolic process. Gene Ontology annotation, molecular function: beta-galactosidase activity.